This is a messenger RNA of Camelina sativa (false flax), 923 nucleotides long. RefSeq lists its product as uncharacterized. NCBI's taxonomy places the organism in Eukaryota, Viridiplantae, Streptophyta, Magnoliopsida, Brassicales, Brassicaceae. Gene Ontology annotation, biological process: cellular response to heat. The record is from RefSeq and is a predicted model, not a curated record.
GAAUAACCCAACUUCAAAGAAAUCAACUUAUAAGAAAUAGUUUCUUCAUUGGUAUAUAAAGAAAUCGCUUAGAUACUCUCUUACAUAUCAACAUAACACAAAAUCUUCUUAUUCCAAAAUUCAAACCAAGAAAUCAAGAGAUGGAGAGAAUUUCUGAACAUGCUAGCGCUAAUCGCAUCUACGAUGACUUCGAGCCGCUUUCGAAUUGGAAAACUGAACAGGGAUUUGAAGCUCUCACUGUUUACCUUCCAGGGUUUAAGAAAGAGCAGCUUAAGGUGCAAAUAACCACCACGAGGAAGCUGAGAGUGAUGGGAGAUCGUCCAGCAGGAGCCAACAAAUGGAUCCGUUUCCGCAAGGAGUUUCCUAUUCCGCCAAACGUCGACGUUGACUCUGUCUCUGCCAAAUUUGAAGGCGCAAAUCUCGUUGUGAGGCUUCCUAGACCUGAGCCAAUGGGCAAACAAGAUUCACCUAGUGGUACAACAUCAAAACCUCCUCUUGUUCCAAAGGAUAACUUCAAGCCUCCUAGCCCGGCAGAGAAGGAAAAGUUUCAACCGUCAAAGGAAGCGGAACUAGAAAAACAAGCCGAAAAGGUUCAAUCGCCAAAGCCAGGAAGAGAGAAUGAAGAAGCUCUUAAAGUUGCAGCCAAGGAAGGAACACUUAACCAAGAUUAUAGAAGUAAAGUGAAUGCAUACAAGGAAAAUCUUGGAGGAUAUAUGGCACUGAUGAAGAAUAACAGAACAGCACUUACGGCUGGUUUGGUUAUUCCCGCGGCUGCGGUUCUAUUGCUAUCUCUUGGGUUCUAUGCCGGCCAAAUGUUUACUUCUUACUAACCUAUUUGCAUAAUUCUCAAUGAGAGAUCAAAUGUAUUAAAAUUUGCUAAUACCACAAAUCAUUCUAAUAAACAAAAACAUCUCCUUGCAUAA